AUGUUCCUCGAGAGAGGCCUGAUCGAGGGCCCACCCCUCCCCUCCGCGUCAGCAUGUGCCACACAGUACGCCUCAACUCGCCUGGUUGUGAGGUUGGUGGACCACACCGACUCGAUUAUUGAGUUCAAGAAGCUCAAAGCCAGCAGCCUCGAUCGGCUGGUGACAGUGUGUGGGACGGUGGUGCGGGUGGGUCCACUGCGGCCUCUAGUGGUGGCAAUGGAUUUCACCUGCACGCGCUGUGGCGCCAUCACCUCCCUCUCCUUCCCCGAUGGUCGCUUCACCCACCCUGCUGCGUGCGCCCAUGACAACUGCCGCAACCGCACCUUCCUGCAAAACCGGGCAGGUGCCCGGAAAAUAAACUUUCAGACAAUACGUCUGCAGGAGCUGACAAGCAGCACUGGUGGAGGCGAGGACAUGGGGAGGAUGCCGCGGGUGGUGGACUGCGAGCUCAGGGAGGACCUGGCGGAUGCAUGCCUGCCGGGAGAUGUGGUGGCGGUGUGUGGCAUUGUCAAGAUCAUCAAUAACGAGAUGGACGUGGGGGGAGGUCGGUCCAAAAAGAGAGAGCAGUGCCUGUUCCAGCUCUACAUAGACGCCAUCUCCGUUGUCAAUGCCAAUGCCCAGUCCACCGCUCCUCCAAGCCCCGCCACCACUGCAGCAGCAGCACCCGCCCCUGCCACGCCUGCUCUGCGCUCUCCUCCCUCUGCGGGUGGUGCGAGUGGAGGGGCGGUGGAGCUGGGCGAGGAGGACCUGAGGAGCAUACUGGAGUAUGUGGAGGAGCAUGAGGGGGAGGGCUACCUGUUUCAGCACAUCGUGCACUCCUUCUGUCCCUCCAUCUAUGGCCAUGUGCUCGUUAAAGCGGGCAUCAUUCUGUCGCUCUUUGGUGGGGUGCGCAAGCACGAGGGGGACGCCAACCGCGUGCCAGUCAGGGGCGAUGUGCACGCGCUGCUAGUAGGCGACCCAGGCAUGGGCAAGAGCCAGCUGCUCAAGGCAGCAGCAACGGUGGCACCUCGCGGGGUGUACGUGUGUGGCUCUGGCGCCUCCUCUGUGGGGCUCACGGUGGCAGUGACGAAGGAUGGGCCUGGCGGGGAGUACGCAUUCGAAGCAGGAGCAAUGGUGAUGGCGGAUCAGGGCACGUGCUGCAUUGACGAGUUUGAUAAGAUGGGCAACGAGCAACAGGCGCUAUUGGAGGCCAUGGAGCAGCAGAGCGUGAGUGUGGCCAAGGCAGGUCUUCUGGCAAACUUCAGGGCGCGCACUGCAGUGCUCGCUGCUGCCAACCCCGUUGGCGGGCAUUACAAUCGAGCGCGCACACUAAACGAGAAUCUGAAGCUGUCUGCCGCCCUGCUGUCAAGAUUCGAUUUGAUCUUCAUUCUCCUGGACCGCCCAGACCACCACACGGACCAACGUCUGUCAGAGCACGUGCUACAGAUGCAUGCGGGCAUGCCAUCUCAGUCCAAGGCGUCCAAACGCAGCUCUCAUCUCUUCCUCACGGCCCCAUCAGCCACGGACGGCCAUGCAUCGCACCUCGACCUUCCUCUCUCCCACCGCCUGCGCCUGCACUCCUCUGCUGCGCGCAACUUCUCCCCCCUCUCCCCUGCUCGCCUGCGCCAGUACAUUGCCUAUGCUCGCAUGCAUGUGCACCCCAGGCUGUCAGAGGAGGCGCGUGCAGUGAUCAAGGCUUUCUACCUGCAGUUGCGAGAGCACAGCCGAGCCAUGGACGGCCCUCCAAUCACAGCACGCCAGCUGGAGAGCCUGGUCCGGCUCGCCGAGGCUCGGGCCCGCGUGGAGCUACGGGAGGAGGUUACCGAAGCUGAUGCCCAAGAGGCAGUGGAGCUGAUGGGGGAGUGUCUGCUGGAUAAGCUUUCAGACGAGGCGGGCAACAUAGAUGCGGGGCGGGGCGGCAGCUCCAGCAAGUCAAAGGAGUCAAAGCGGUUCCUGGCCACCCUGCAGCGCACCGCUAAGCAGGCCAUCAAAACAUGCUUUUCCAGAAAGGUCCGUAUUGACCCAAAAAUGUCUGAGUAG
Molecule: messenger RNA, 2019 nt
Organism: Closterium sp. Naga37s-1
Lineage: Eukaryota; Viridiplantae; Streptophyta; Zygnematophyceae; Desmidiales; Closteriaceae
Source: the annotation of a GenBank genome assembly